GACCUUCCCACUGGCCGUCUGGUUGAGCCUGCCACGCAAAAACCGCGGGACGCGCUUUGGGGCGCCUUUUGCCAGUGGCUUUUGGGCCAAGGGAUAGCCGUUACCGAGCUCACCGAAGCCCCGGGGACCAACGACGUUGAUGCGGUGAACUGUGUUCUGACCCGCUAUGGGCGGGAGCUGUACCGUUCAGGCCGCCCCUACUCCCACUACAGCGAGCUUGUCAACGCCUACUCGGCUAGGGUCCCAAAGCUCAGAAGGUUGCUUCAGCUAGCGUGGGACCUGGCUUUUUCCUGGAAACGUGCUGAGCCGGGCCGGCAUCACAUCGCUAUGCCUUGGCAGAUCCUCCUCGCCCUCGUCACCACUGCCUUCCUUUGGGGAUGGCCGCGCACAGCUGGAGUACUUGCACUCACCUGGGGUGGGCUUCUUCGUAUCGGCGAGGCCCUGGGAGCAAAGCGAGCAGACCUCAUGCUCCCCACGGACGUGUGGGACACUAUAGACUUCGCCUUCCUGACCAUCAGGGAGCCAAAAACCAGGUACUCGGCUGCUAGGCACCAAUCGGUGCGGAUAGACCAGCCCGACAUCUUGAAGAUCGUCACGCUUGUUUUUCGUGGUCUCCGACCUUUCGAAAAGUUGUGGCCCUCUUCGGGUCAGACCUUACGUACACGCUUUCGCCAGCUCUGUGGCGCCCUGAAGCUGCCGUGUGGUUGGUCCGGAGCGACUCCAGGUCUUGAACUGGCGUCGCUCCGCGCUGGCGGGGCUACCUGGCUGCUCAUGCAGAACGAGGACUCUGAACUGGUGAGACGGCGGGGCCGCUGGCUCACGGCAAAGAUCAUGGAGAUCUACAUCCAGGAGGUCUCGUCGAUCCAGUUCCUCCCUUCGUUAAAGCAGGAGACAAAGGGCCUCAUACAGGCUGCUUUGGAAGCCUUCAGUGACGUGCUCCGUAAGGUCGACUUCUUUGUUACCACGGGCAUUUUGCCCCAGGCGUGGUAUAAACUGUUUGCAGCGAGGAUGAUCGCGACGACGUGGGUGGGCGGAACGGGUGGAGCUGCAGGCUUGAAUGUGCCAAAACAUCGGCACUAA
Molecule: messenger RNA, 1080 nt
Organism: Symbiodinium necroappetens
Lineage: Eukaryota; Dinophyceae; Suessiales; Symbiodiniaceae
Source: the annotation of a GenBank genome assembly